Molecule: messenger RNA, 516 nt
Organism: Lachancea dasiensis
Lineage: Eukaryota; Fungi; Ascomycota; Saccharomycetes; Saccharomycetales; Saccharomycetaceae
Source: the annotation of a GenBank genome assembly
AUGUCUCAGUCCCUACGUCCUUAUCUCACAGCAGUGCGCUAUUCCUUACAAGCUGCUUUAAACCUAACGAAUUUCUCUUCACAAGUGGUAGAGAGACACAACCGGCCUGAAGUCGAAGUAACAAACACAAGCGCAGAACUACUCCUGCAGCCUAUGCACAUCUCGAGGAAUGAGCAUGAACAAGUUUUGAUCGAGCCCAGCGUAAACUCGGUGAGAGUCAGCAUCAAGGUCAAGCAGGCGGACGAAAUCGAGCAAAUUUUGGUGCACAAAUUCACUCGGUUCUUGGAACAGCGUGCAGAAUCAUUUUACGUGUUGAGAAGAGUGCCCAUUGAGGGUUUCAGCAUCUCGUUUCUGAUCACGAACAAGCACACCGAGACGAUGAAAACAGAAAAGCUGGUAGAUUUUAUUAUAGAGUUCAUGGAGGAAGUUGAUAAAGAAAUCAGUGAGAUGAAGCUGUUCUUGAAUGCGAGGGCCAGGUUUGUGGCCGAGGCGUACCUUGGGGAGUUUGUGUAUUGA